AUGGCCGAGUGUUUUCUGUGCAGCUUAGGCUGGAUUUUAAAGUACUACCUUUAUGCUUGUGCCGCCUGUUUCGGCAUCUUCGUGCUCCUAACCAUCUUCUCGAAGCUAGGCGAACGGGGCAAUAAGUUUAAGUAUUACAGCAAGUAUGGCAUGAUUUACUUCGCGACGCAAUCGUUCACUACACUCUUUGCGCCAUUUUCGCUGCUCAGACCAUGCAACAUCGAUAAUUGUAGAAUCAUUUCCACCGUUGUAGCGCGCUGUUCGAAGAUUCUUGGCAUCACGUGGGAGCUCCGGAAUGCACAGAUCCUACGCCAGGCGAAAGGUGCAAUCGUUCUCACAAACCAUCAGUCAUCGAUGGAUAUAUUGGGUAUGAUGACACUGUGGGACAUUCUUUGGAAGGUCGUACCGAUUGCAAAGCUGGAACUGCUCUUCCUGUUCCCGUUCGGACCAUCCGCUUGGCUUGCCGGAGUGCAGUACAUUAAUCGUAAAAAUCGUACCACCGCCAUGAAGGUGUUUGAUCGCUGCAAGCGCAUGAUGACGCAGGACGGUGCAAAGAUGUACAUCUACCCGGAGGGAACGCGGUAUCCUGAGCGUGGAAUGCUGCCGUUCAAGAAGGGUGCCUUCCAUACUGCAAUAGAAGCUCAAGUCCCCAUCAUUCCGGUCGUAUUCUCGCACAUGUACUUCAUCCAGUCCAAGAAACAUAUCUUCGACGAUGGACAUGUAAUCAUCGAUACGCUUGAACCUAUACCGACGGUGGGUCUCACGAAAGCGGAUCUUGAUUCACUGAUCGAACGGACGCGUAAUGCUAUGCUGGCAAGGUACGAAGAGCUUAAUCGGGAAGUUGAUGCUGGGCUGAAGAAUCCACAGUGGGUAAGGCAAGACCGACCAAGGCUGAAGGUGUACGAAGGUAAGAAAACCAACUGA
Anopheles maculipalpis is the source of this 924-nucleotide messenger RNA. RefSeq names its product 1-acyl-sn-glycerol-3-phosphate acyltransferase beta-like. The coding region runs from base 1 to 924 and encodes 307 amino acids. The transcript is spliced from 4 exons. Gene Ontology annotation, cellular component: endoplasmic reticulum. Gene Ontology annotation, biological process: phosphatidic acid biosynthetic process. Lineage: Eukaryota; Metazoa; Arthropoda; Insecta; Diptera; Culicidae. The record is from RefSeq and is a predicted model, not a curated record. Gene Ontology annotation, molecular function: 1-acylglycerol-3-phosphate O-acyltransferase activity.